GACGUCAACUUGACAUUGACAAUAUGACAAAAGUGAAUGACAAUACAAUUUUUGUACAAACUCGUAUGCGGUGAUUACUGCACAUAAUUUUAAUUGAUAAAACGUUUACAUUGAGAAGAGUUAAAAAUCUUUAUCUCAUAAAAUUUAUUUUUUCUAUCAUCACCAUGAGUUUUGGCCUGCCUUCAAUAAAAGUUAAACCAGAAAAUGCUUGCAGUAUCAAGCCACAAGAAGGCCCCUUCGGGAUCCCAGACCCUAUGAUUGCUGGCAUUGCUGCAACAAAACCAAAAAUCGGUGCAUCACAUCCUCUCGAGGAAUCUGAACGAAAUUACCACUUAAACGAAGAAAAAAUGAGUAUGGCCAUGCUCCGCAAUGUUCAGGGCCUGCAUGCUCCUCUAAAACUUACGAUGGAGAUGAAGUUUGCAAAUAAGGUUGGGCGCUUACCAUUUCUUCCUAGUUCAAACUUGCAACGUGAAGUUCUGAAUGGCAGAUACUUGGACAUCGGCUUUGAAGAUAUUCUCAACACUCCAGACCUCUGUGAAGUAGCAGGACAGCCUCAUGCUAUGGUGGAGAGAUCACUUGGUAUUUUGUGAAAUGAUCUACCUAAUUGUAAUGAAUAUGUAAUGUUUUCUCUCAAUUAUUAUUUUUAAUACACAACUAAUACUUUUUUAUUAUGUCUCAAUGAAACCUAGUUUUGAUAAAAUUCCCACUCAAUUUAAUAAAAUAGUUGUUACAAAAGUAAUGUCAACUAUUAAAAAUAAAAACUGCAUACAUAAGAUUAUUUUGCAAAUAU
Messenger RNA from Diatraea saccharalis (sugarcane borer), 790 nucleotides. NCBI's taxonomy places the organism in Eukaryota, Metazoa, Arthropoda, Insecta, Lepidoptera, Crambidae. The record is from the annotation of a GenBank genome assembly.